This is a messenger RNA of Liolophura sinensis, 2275 nucleotides long. RefSeq names its product cyclin-dependent kinase 8-like. The transcript has 14 exons. The coding region runs from base 61 to 1425 and encodes 454 amino acids. The record is from RefSeq and is a predicted model, not a curated record. Lineage: Eukaryota; Metazoa; Mollusca; Polyplacophora; Chitonida; Chitonidae. Gene Ontology annotation, molecular function: protein serine/threonine kinase activity; ATP binding. Gene Ontology annotation, biological process: protein phosphorylation. Gene Ontology annotation, cellular component: nucleus.
CUACGGGAAAGCAAAGCGCGCGACAAGGUCUACAGCCUAUAGCUGGCUGUCAUAUACGCCAUGGAUUAUGAUUUUAAAGUGAAAACUGCAUUAGAGCGUGCUAAAGUAGAAGACCUCUUUGAUUUUGAGGGUUGUAAAGUUGGAAGAGGAACAUAUGGACAUGUUUAUAAGGCCAAACGUAAAGCCAGGUCUGGUCCAGACGGUCGAGAGUAUGCCUUGAAACAAAUAGAGGGUACGGGUAUAUCCAUGUCAGCAUGCAGAGAAAUAGCGUUACUUAGAGAACUCAAGCACCCAAAUGUGAUCAGUUUACAAAAAGUAUUUUUAUCACAUGCAGACAGAAAAGUAUGGUUGUUAUUUGACUAUGCAGAGCAUGAUCUGUGGCACAUAAUCAAGUUCCACCGGUCAGCAAAGGCCAGUAAGAAGCCACUAAAUGUACCAAAAAAUAUGGUGAAGUCAUUGUUAUAUCAGAUCUUAGAUGGGAUUCACUAUCUUCAUGCCAACUGGGUGCUACACAGAGAUUUGAAGCCAGCCAAUAUAUUGGUCAUGGGUGAAGGUGUUGAGAGGGGAAGAGUUAAAAUAGCUGACAUGGGGUUUGCACGGCUGUUUAACUCUCCACUCAAACCUCUGGCAGACCUGGACCCUGUGGUGGUAACAUUCUGGUAUAGGGCCCCUGAACUUCUACUAGGUGCUAGGCACUAUACUAAAGCAAUAGAUAUAUGGGCAAUAGGUUGUAUAUUUGCUGAGCUGCUUACGUCAGAACCAAUUUUCCACUGUCGUCAGGAAGAUAUCAAGACGAGCAAUCCAUAUCACCAUGAUCAGCUAGAUAGGAUAUUUAACGUUAUGGGGUUCCCGCAAGAGAAAGACUGGGAGGACAUCAGGAAAAUGCCAGAGCAUCCAACGUUGAUGAAAGACUUCAAACGAUCCAAUUACGCCAGUUGCAGCUUGAUGAAAUACAUGGAGAAGCACAAAAUCAAAUCUGACAGUAAAUCAUUUCACCUUCUUCAAAAGUUAUUAACAAUGGACCCCACAAAGAGGAUCACAUCAGAGCAAGCAAUGAAAGACCCUUAUUUCCUGGAGGAGCCUACCCCAUGUCCAGAUGUAUUUGAUGGAGGACCUAUCCCAUACCCAAAGCGUGAGUUUCUAACAGACGAUGACAAUGAGGACAAGACAGCAUCGGGAGCCAGUAAAGUAGGAGACAAGGGUGGAGGGACGGACCAGUCGGGUAGCCAUAAUCAGCCACCCAACAAGAGAGGGCGAGUGAUGCCUCCGUCGACAACAGCCAGCAACAGCAUGGCCUACUACCCUUACCAGUACAGAAAGCAUGUCCACAACAUGCAAGGUAGCCAACAACAAGGAAUGACGUCAUCUUUCUCAGGGAACUCACAAACCACCAACUCAACAGUGUAUGGACAAACACGGUUUUGAAGCAGCCAGUCACAAGCUUGGAUAACAUUAUGUCUCACAGUUGCCUCUACAAUGGUUAGAUCGCAUAUACUAUAUAUAACAUACAAUUUCGGUCAUGACUAAGCUACUAAUUUUGCCUUAUUCCAAAAGUCUUAUAGUCUUACAGAGUUGUUCUAAGUUUUGUGUGGAAGCUAGGAUGAUAUGUGUUUGGAAAAUAUGUUUCAGAGUCAAAAGUAAUAUUUUAGAAUUUUUUGCAGUUGCGUAUUUUCGAGCAAACUUCAACUUGAGGAACAAAGAGGAAUCAUUAAUUUUUAGCUUAACUGUUAUUUUUUCUGAAGGACUGCGACCUUUAUUUAUCUCAGGCUUGAGAGUUUAAGAAAGACUUAUUUGAACAGAGGUUAAAGUAAGGUUUAGUAUUCAGGGCUAGAUCAUGAUUUGAUGUUGAAGAUAUUACUUGUGUCAGCAAGCUUUCACCUAAUCCAUUGAUGAGCUCUCAACUUUGACUUGUAACCAGUAUGUCGUUUUCAAGGAAAACAAGAAGCAUGAAAGCGAGGAAUUGUAGUGCUUUAAGUUUAAUCUCAGUGUGAAGAAAAUACGUCUAUGGAUCCAUAUUAUUGUGCAAUCCCAGAAGGAUUUUCUGACGAAAGUGUGUGCUGUUAAGGGAACAAAGUGUUUGUGAGAAUGACGUGAGUAACUUACUCUGUGAGUAACUUCAAGAGUGAAAAUCAUAGAUGUGUGUAUGUUCUUGUAAGAUUGAUGUGAAAAUGUACGAAAAAAAACCACUGUCUGUAUGACUGGAUAUCUUGCAAGUUUUUUUACUGUUCACAGAUUUUACAGGCUAUUCUGAGAACUGAAAUAUACAGUUGUUUGA